UCUCGAAUUUUCUUCAUUAUUUGAGAAAAUAAUACCAGUUUUACAGUUCUAAUGAAUUCAUAAUGAAUUCCAAACGAUGCGCGAUUUCUAUUAUAUUUUGCCUAGUUUUGUUUCUCAAUAUUGCGUCGCUAGAAAAUACAACUGUAGCGAAUAAAACUAUUGUGAACGUUACAGCAAUAAAAGAAGCGAAAAUUAUUCCAGAUCCUAAUGUUACUAUAGCUACAAUUGUCCCAUUGGCGAGUUCUACUGAAGGUACUGUAAAUAAAACUGAUAAUUCCACUGUUAUAAAGCAUACAAAUGUUACUGCAGAGAUUAAUAAUACUACAACAGCUCAAACUGCUGAUCCAGUACCCGUACUGCCAGCAAAAGAAGCUGCUGAAGAUGAACAUAACAGUUCCAUGGCUAUAUUUUUUGUUUUAUGCGUUUUAGCAAUAGGAAUUCUAUUGAUACAUUUAAUGCUUCAAACUCAUUUUCGUUAUGUUCCUGAAAGUAUUGUUAUCGUAUUUUUAGGCGCAUUAAUAGGUUUAACAAUGAGUUCGUUGUCUAGUAGAAAUAUUAGUAAUUGGAGAAAAGAAGAAGCUUUUUCUCCAACAGCAUUUUUCCUCAUACUUCUUCCUCCUAUAAUAUUUGAAUCAGGGUAUAAUCUGCAUAAAGGUAAUUUUUUUCAAAAUAUUGGUUCUAUUUUAUUAUUUGCUAUAUUUGGAACUACCAUUUCAGCUUUUGUGAUAGGUUUCGGUAUAUAUUUUCUUGGAUUAGCUGAUGUUGUUUAUAAACUUGGUUUUGUGGAGUCUUUCGCGUUUGGUUCUUUAAUAUCUGCUGUCGAUCCUGUAGCUACUAUUGCUAUAUUUCAUGCUUUAAAUGUAGAUCCGAUUUUGAACAUGUUAGUGUUUGGUGAGAGUAUUUUAAAUGAUGCAAUCGCUAUAGUUCUAACUAAUGCUGCUUUGGAAUCUAAUAAUCCUGAUAUGAAUACUGGUGAAGCUAUUGUUCUAGGAAUAGAACGAUUUUGCUUGAUGUUCUUUGCUUCUGCACUUCUUGGAGUAGUUUUUGCACUUGUAAGUGCAUUACUUUUGAAGCAUGUUGAUUUAAGAAAGAAUCCUUCACUAGAAUUUGGUAUGAUGUUAGUCUUUACUUACGCCCCGUACGUUUUAGCAGAAGGUAUCCAUCUUUCUGGUAUUAUGGCUAUAUUAUUUUGUGGUAUAGUUAUGUCACAUUAUACCCAUUUCAAUCUAUCAACUGUUACUCAAAUAACAAUGCAGCAGACUCUGCGUACGUUGGCUUUUAUAGCUGAAACCUGCGUUUUUGCUUACUUAGGAUUAGCUUUAUUCAGUUUCAAACAUAGAGUAGAACCUGCUUUAAUCAUCUGGAGCAUAGUUCUAUGUCUUCUUGGUAGAGCUUGUAACAUAUUCCCAUUAGCAAUUCUAGUCAAUAGGUUUAGAGAGCAUCAAAUUACCAAAAAAAUGAUGUUCAUAAUGUGGUUUAGUGGAUUAAGAGGGGCGAUUUCUUACGCCCUAUCGCUGCAUCUUAAUUUCAGUGAUGAAACAAGGCAUGUAAUUAUCACUACUACUUUAAUUAUUGUGUUGGUAACCACCCUGAUUUUUGGCGGCGCGACUAUGCCUCUGUUGAAGUUUCUGCAAGCUACUAAAAAUCCAUCUAGAAGACUGAAAAAGCGUAAGAAGGAUAGAGAAGUGACUUUGAGCAAAACGAGGGAGUGGGGGCAAACUUUGGAUUCGGAGCAUUUGUCGGAAACGACCGAGGGCGAGGUGGAGGUGUCUUUCGUUUCUGAGCAUAUCAAAGGGUUUGCUAAAUAUGAUCUGAAGUAUUUUAGACCGUUCUUCACUAGGCGAUUUACACAACAGGAAUUGAAAGAUUGUAAAAGUCAAAUGACAGAUCUCACCAACCAAUGGUACCAAGCCAUUCGAAUAUCUCCAGAUCAAUCUGACGAGGAUAGUGCAAAUACAGCAAGAUCUAGUAUAUCUAGCAUCGUACGCUAGUUAUUGAAUAUUUUGAAAUGCUUUCCAACUUUAUUAAUAAUUAAUAAUAAUAAUUAUAAUAAUAAAAACAGUAUUGAAAGGCGAAUGUGCCACUAGUCAAAAUAUCCUUAAAUUUUGCUAUGUUAUUGUAGGAAUUGUUUUAAAAAUUAUGGUUGUAAAUUGUUGACUAGUCUAUCUAAUUAAUGUAAGAUUCACAAAUUUGGGUGAUAAAAAUAUAUUAUACGAUUUAAGAAAGUAAGUUGUUU
This is a messenger RNA of Psylliodes chrysocephalus, 2236 nucleotides long. Lineage: Eukaryota; Metazoa; Arthropoda; Insecta; Coleoptera; Chrysomelidae. The record is from the annotation of a GenBank genome assembly.